UGAGAGGCUGCAAAUAAAGCAGAUGUGUUUGUUGUGAAUUUCAGUGCUGUCUAGACUUUCUUUUACCAAAGCAGCCAUUCAGGAUUUAACAUCUCAAGUUUUCUUUAGUAUGGCAUUUUUCAGCUAAUUCUGCGGGGUGAUUGUAGAGUAUUGAAAACAAAUAGCGAUGAAAUGGAGAAGCCAAGGAAAUUAGGGUCAGUGAAAGAUGAGGACCACUUUUAUCACCAGGGUGCUUUGGAGCUGCUGGUCUUUAACUUCUUGCUCAUCCUUACGAUACUCACCAUUUGGCUGUUUAAAAACCACCGAUUCCGCUUUUUGCAUGAAACGGGAGGCGCCAUGGUUUAUGGUCUCACCAUGGGAUUAAUUUUACGGUAUGCUACAGCACCAUCUGAUUUUGAAAGUGGAGCCGUCUAUGACUGCGAGAAGCUCAAGGCAGGCUUGCCCACGCUGCUUGUCAAUGUAACAAAUCAAGUGUAUGAAUAUCAGUACAAAAGAGAAAUCAGCCAGCAUAAUGUCAAUGCACACCAAGGCAACAUGAUGCUACAGAAGAUGACCUUUGAUCCUUCAAUCUUCUUCAAUGUUUUAUUACCUCCCAUUAUAUUCCACGCAGGCUACAGUUUAAAGAAAAGACAUUUUUUCCGCAACUUAGGAUCCGUCUUAGCAUAUGCCUUUGUGGGGACUGCCAUCUCUUGCAUUGUUAUAGGGUUGAUAAUGUAUGGCUUUGUACAGGCCAUGGUCCAACUUAGCCAGCUGAAGAAAGGAGACUUUCACUUCACUGACUGUUUAUUAUUUGGUUCUUUAAUGUCUGCUACGGAUCCAGUGACAGUCCUGGCGAUUUUCCAUGAGCUUCAUGUUGAUACAGAUCUCUACACCCUCCUCUUUGGUGAAAGUGUCCUAAAUGAUGCUGUGGCUAUAGUUCUCACACAUUCAAUAUCAAUUUACAGUCCCAAGGAGAAUCCCAAUGCCUUUGACGCUGCAGCCUUCUUCCAGUCGGUGGGGAAUUUUCUAGGGAUCUUUGCUGGAUCGUUUGCUAUGGGAUCUGCCUAUGCCAUUGUUGCUGCUUUGUUGACAAAAUUCACCAAGCUGUGUGACUUCCCUAUGUUAGAAACUGGCCUGUUUUUCCUUUUGUCUUGGAGUGCUUUCUUGUCUGCUGAAGCUGCUGGUCUUACAGGAAUCGUGGCAGUCCUUUUUUGUGGAGUCACGCAGGCCCAUUAUACAUACAACAAUCUGUCAGCAGACUCCAAAAUGAGAACUAAACAGUUGUUCGAGUUCAUGAACUUUUUGGCUGAGAAUGUUAUCUUCUGUUAUAUGGGAUUAGCAUUGUUCACAUUCCAAAAUCAUAUCUUCAAUGCACUGUUUAUAUUUGGAGCAUUUGUGGCAAUUUUCAUAGCAAGAGCCUGUAAUAUAUACCCAAUUUCUUUCAUUCUCAACUUGGGCCGAAAACAAAAGAUUCCCAGGAAUUUCCAACACAUGAUGAUGUUCUCAGGUUUACGUGGCGCAAUUGCAUUUGCACUGGCUAUCCGGGACACCGACUCUCAGCCUAAGCAAAUGAUGUUGACAACCACCUUACUAAUUGUGUUCUUCACAGUCUGGGUGUUUGGAGGAGGCACCACACCGAUGCUUGCAUGGCUCCAAAUCAGGGUGGGUGUUGAUCCAGAUGAGGAUCUGAAGACAGAAACUGCUACUCAGGCUGCGAAUAACCUGGAAAGAAACACAACCAAAGCAGAAAGCGCUUGGCUCUUCAGAAUAUGGUAUGGUUUUGACCACAAAUAUUUGAAGCCAAUUCUCACCCAUUCCGGCCCACCACUUACUACAACUUUACCAGAAUGGUGUAAUCCUGUGGCCAGAUUGCUGACUAGCCCUAAAGCAUACGGAGAGCAACUGAAGGAUGAUGAUACUGACUUCAUUGUCAGUAACGAUGAACUGUCUGUGACUUGUGCUGCUCCAGACCUUUCUCCGAUGCCAGCACAGAACAGAAUCGACCUGCCCCAUCUUCCAACCAAAGAAAACAUUUACGAAGGAGACUUGGGCUUAGGAGGAUAUGAACUCCAGCCUGAGUCGGCUCCAGGUCAAUCCCAGUUGGUGUCCUCAGCCUGAGGUCCAGCGAAAAUGUAUAUCGCAAGCAUCAAAAGGAGCACAGAAGGCAUGGAAGCCAUGUUUAUUAUGCAGAGCUUGAAAAUGUAUUAAGGGCAUAAAUGGAGAAGAAGCGAAGCCUUGCUGAAUCUAUCCCUGGAGCCUGGAGGAAUGAGAAUUUAUUACCAUCCCUAUAUGUUAUACAACUACAUUUAAUUUUUCUGACAGUGGCAAUUUUUAAUAAUGGAAUCGAGGGCACCGUCUGUCUGCUACUGGGACAUUACAUAUGCACUCAUAGUCUCUGAUCAUGCUUCAUCGUUCCCAUUCCUAUCUCACAUGCACACAAAGGCCUUUGAAUGUUAUUCUUCUAAUUAAUUCAAUAGAGAGAAGGACGAGGAUUUAGUUAACUACAGUACAUGCUCCAAAGAUCACAACCAUUUUGAUGUUGUUACUCCCUUGCCUGUAUAUUAUCCUAUGUUGUCAGGUGGACUGUUCUUCCAUAUUUCUGGCUGGGGGGGGGGGGUUACCAUUACUGUUGCAAGCUUUACAUAUAUUUCAAUCAAUGGCAGUUUGCCAGCAAUGGGUUAACAAAGUUGCACACAAAAACUGGGCAUUGAUAUAUGAGCUGCUGAGGACUGCACAAGUCACUAACUAGGGCCCUGUUAUUGUUUUGAUUGAGGAUGAUCACUGGUAUAGACAGCAAUUACACUUCCUUCCCCCAGUCAAUUUGUUCCUGCCCCUGUGCAGUAGAUUCAUAAUACAAAGCCCAUGUGCUGGCUUUUCUUCCCUGGUGUUCUAUGUUGACUUCGGGAAUGUGGAAAGAGAGGGAGAGAAAGACUGCAAGCCUUUAUAAGACUUUAAAAACAAGGUGUGCAAACUCUUUUUCACACCCUCUGCAGCCUUAGAUGUUGCAAUGAGGAAUAAGGCAGUCCUAGACAUAUGAUAGCUCUGCACACUACACAGAGGAAAAGGUCAUCUGAAUCAUCCAUCGCAAGUGUAUGAACAUUGCUGCUCAAACCCACGUAUCAAGAAGGUUGUGGUAGUGCCCCAAAGAGCAAGUUCAUGCUCUUGACAAACUGUUCAAAUGACCUGCUUGCUAAUGCUACAUGGCAUAAUACAAUACAGACUGUGAAGCAAUAUAUUAAAGAAAUAAGGGAGAUAAGGUGACUAGAUGUCUUCAUGGAUGGGAUUCUGAUGCCUUUAAGAGGUCCAUAGUGGGCAACUUUUCCUAACCUAGCUGACAGCCCUAUGGCAUGGCCUUAUACCGAAUCAGACCAUAGGUCAAUUUUACUCAAUAUCGUCUGCACUCAAGGCCCACUCCAUGUGCUCUGCUGCUAAGAUUCAACCCCUAUGUUCUGAGUUACUCACCCAUUAUGAUGCUCAUUAAUUGGGUGGUUGCUGGACUACAGUAGCUUUAGAGCAACACAUGGCAGGAACAUAGCUUGAGAAGAAGGUCCUCCACAAGGUAGAGCUGUUAAACUGCACUAUAAUUUUCUAACUUCUCUAUGGUUUACUGUUGUUUACAAAUUUCUCUAUCUGUUUGCCUGUUCCUUACUUUAUUAGAAUAGCAUCUAGUGCCUACAAGUGCUCAGCUCCUUUGUGGCCUUAUGGGCAUGUAGUUUUGCUGCAAUCAUAGGUCCUCUUAUUGUGUUUAUCUCUCCCCUACAAAAAAAAAACAAAAAACAGCAGCAUCUUUGGCAAUUAUUUAUUUACCUAUACCAGUCGUGCAUACCUACCGUAAGUGCAAUUCUGUAGGAGAGGCAGGGGUGAGAAGGACUAUCACUUUCACAAUACAGGCAAGUGAUUUCCUGAUAUUUUAAAAGUCUGAAAAUGAUUGAAAACCAAGUAAAAAAAAAUACAGUGGAAAACAAUGUAAUACAUUAUCCUAUCACUGAUGGAGCUCAAAUGCCCAGGAAAACAAAAACAUAUUUGCCUCAUGCCAAUAUAUAAUGCCAGGUGAUAUUAUUCCCAAGGCAAUUCCUCAUUUUGUAGAUUGUUUUUUUCUACAAACACUUGCUUGGUGAGAUAAGUAGAAGCAGGGAAAUUUUCCUCUUUGCAAUGCAGUUUUCCCGACUUAUGUAUACUUUGAUGUGACAUGUUUUCAAUGAAAUAGUGCGGGUGAGAUCGGCAUAUUUUAUCAUAUACCUCAAAUAAUCACUGAGUCAUGGUAACAAUCUCAUGCCAUCAAGUUCCAGGAUAAACUGCGAUUGUUUUGUCUUUUGAUUCAGUGUUAGCACAUGACUCUUCAGCACUUACCUACCUGGGAAGAGGUAUUUGGAAGGUAUUGCAAAUACGUGCCCAGUAUGUAAUACAUGCUUGUAUCAAAGGGUCCAUCUUAAUGGAAAUCUUAUUAUCACACAACUGGAAGUUUGAGAAGCAAUCCCAUGGAAAGUGGGGCUCAGAUUGUGAUGGGAUUUCUCAUGUUAACACUGAACAUGCGAUCAUAAGAUGAGGCCUGCUGGAUGAGGUCAAAGGCCCAUCUAGCCAGCAUCCUGGUCUCAUAGUGGCAAACCAGAUGCUUAUGAGAUGCCUGCAAGCAGAACUCUCCCCGUGUGUGAUUCCUAGCAACUGGUAUUCAGAGGCAUAUAGUGGAGAUGUAGCAAAGCCAUUUGUGGCCAGUAGCCUUUGAUAGCCUUGUCCUCUAUAAACCUGCCUAAUCCUCUUGUAAAACCAUCCAUGUUGGUGGCCUUCGCUACCGUUGUCCGCUUGAAGCAGUGCUUCCUUUCUCCUCUCCUGAAUCUUCCAGCAUUCAGCUUCACUGAAUGACCCUGAGUUCAAAUAUUAUGAGAGAGGGGGGAAUCAGGGGAAAAAAAUAUCCACAUCAUGAAUAAUCUUAUACACCUCUAUCAUGACCCUGCCUUAUUCUCCUUAAGAAACUCUAAAACUUGUAACUUUUCCUCAUAGAGAAGUUUCUCUAACCCAGGCACAGGCAACCUUGGCUCUCCAGAUGUUUUGGAAGUACAACUCCCAUGAUCCCUGACCACUGGCCCUGUUAG
Zootoca vivipara (common lizard) is the source of this 5069-nucleotide messenger RNA. RefSeq names its product solute carrier family 9 member A9 (gene SLC9A9). The record is from RefSeq and is a predicted model, not a curated record. Gene Ontology annotation, molecular function: sodium:proton antiporter activity; potassium:proton antiporter activity. Lineage: Eukaryota; Metazoa; Chordata; Lepidosauria; Squamata; Lacertidae. Gene Ontology annotation, biological process: potassium ion transmembrane transport; regulation of intracellular pH; proton transmembrane transport. Gene Ontology annotation, cellular component: plasma membrane; recycling endosome.